AUGGAGGACGUUGGAAAAACCAAUACCAUCACCAUGACUCGGGAAGAUCUGGAGUUGCUCAUCAACUCCAGCAUCCAAAAAGCAUUGCAACAACAACAACAACAAGUGAAUGUUGGGGGUACGCUGCCAGUAACUAUGAAUCCAGUAAUUUCCACCACAGAUCGACGGAGAAACAAAGGUAUGGAGGAAGAAGAAAUUGCUUAUAUAACCCCAGCUCCUGUUUCACCCACUCGUCAUCUCCAAACAUUCUUCCGCGCUCUAAUGGAUCAAGGAGGACGGAAACCUGUGCUUCAGGAAUCUUCAGAUGAAGCACCCAUGAAGGAAAAUCGCAAAGGAAAAGCGAUAACCAGCGAUAGUUCUCCGGAAAGGAUUGUUAUCCCAUUUUCUUGGAGAGUCCUUGACGAUCCCUUACCCAAACACUAUCAGACUUUGAACAUUGGGGAAUAUUCUAGGACCACUGAUCUAGAAGAUCACCUUUCCAAAUUUGAAAGUGCAGUCCUGUUGCAGCAAUUCACAGAUGGGGUCAAAUGUCGUAUGUUUCUUACUACUCUUAGAGAAGCAGCCCAGAGGUGGUUUAAAAAACUACCUAAAAAUUAUAUCAAGCAUUUUAAAGAUUUCCGAAAAGCUUUUCUGCAUCAUUUUUCCAGUAAUCGGAGAUAUCAUAAGACCCCCUGGAGUCUGUUUUCCAUCAAACAGGAGCCUAAAGAAAGAAUCAGGGCCUAUAUCAAAAGGUUUAAUCAAGUAGCAGUAGAUGUUCCUAAUGCUACCACGGAAAUCCUGCUGAGUGCCUUUUCUCAGGGGCUUAAUGAUAAUAAUUUUUUCAAGGACCUAGUACGUAAUCUACCUAUAAAUUUUGAUUUAUUAAUUGAUCGAGCCACGGAAUUUAUCAAUGUGGAAGAGGCACAAGCAGCUCGAAAGAAGGAAACUAUCGCCCCUGCUCCGCUGACAAUUAAUGAUAGAACCUCUGUUCCUGUACACCCCCCAAGAGGACCACGUGCAGUUCUCCCACCACAUCGACAGCCUGAGCAAAGAUCUCAUGCAGUGCAGCAUGUGCAGAUACCACAAGAAAUCCCCAGAAGAUGGUGUACAUAUCACAUGUCAGGUACCCACUCCACGGAGAACUGUUAUGCCCUGAAGAAUCAGCGAACGAAUGAGGGCAGAUACGGCCGAUGA
Zingiber officinale is the source of this 1173-nucleotide messenger RNA. RefSeq lists its product as uncharacterized. Bases 1 to 1173 code for a protein of 390 amino acids. The record is from RefSeq and is a predicted model, not a curated record. The transcript has a single exon. NCBI's taxonomy places the organism in Eukaryota, Viridiplantae, Streptophyta, Magnoliopsida, Zingiberales, Zingiberaceae.